AUGCGCUCAGUGACGAUAGAAUCUUUCGGUGAAAUGCGCGAUGAACGCCGGGUGGUCCUUAUCCGGAUAACAAACGGAAAUGGUAUGCGUGUAGAGCUACUAAAUCUGGGAGCUAGCGUUCGAUCAAUCGUCGUUCCGGACAGGGAAGGUGUGUUGACAGACGUUGCGCUCGGCUUCGACACCGUGAAAGCUUACGAAAACGACCGCCACCUCAUUGGUACUACGCUGGGUCGGGUUGCUGGGCGAAUACGGGAUGCUCGAUAUGCCAUCGACAGCCGGGAGUACUUUCUGGCUCAGAACGAUCACCCACAUCACAGAAAUGGAGGAGCGAAGAGCCCGUUGAGUAAGAAAAUUUGGAACUACACCUUGCUUGAGGAGGGCAAUGGCGUCGUAUUUACUGUCAGGUCACACGACGGGGAUGAAGGCUAUCCGGGCAACGCCAUUGUGCAAGUCUCAUAUGUACUCACAAAUCACAACGAGAUUUUGGUGCAGUACUCAGCAAACACCGACAAAUCAACAUUGAUGAAUUUGUCAAGCAAUUUCUACCUCAAUUUGGACGGUAACGAGGUACAGGCAUGUUUGGGACUUCAAAGGAACCGACAAAAUCUGAUCUGGUUUAAAAAUACGAUUUCCAGCUGUAUGCGCUUCGAUGCGGGCAUGGAACUUGACGGGAUCGCUGGAAAAGAGGGAAACAAUUACAAGCAGUGUUCAGCUUUUGUUGUUGGCUGUCGAGGUUUCGAAGACGCUUGCAAUCAGGGAAACCAAGGAAGGGAUAGAAGGUUAAAUCCUUAUUUUCAGGCUCACUUUCCAUCGAUUUCUCUUCGACCGGAUCAACUUUACCAGCACAUUACCAUCUAUCGCUUCUCAUUAAUUGAAUAA
Haemonchus placei is the source of this 879-nucleotide messenger RNA. NCBI's taxonomy places the organism in Eukaryota, Metazoa, Nematoda, Chromadorea, Rhabditida, Trichostrongylidae. The record is from the annotation of a GenBank genome assembly.